AUGGCAGAUCUUUUGAUAGGUCCUAUUCGUGAGGGAAACCGUGGAGGUCAUGGCCUUUUCCGCUGGGAAAAUGUUAAAGAAGAUAAAUACCGUGAAAACUAUUUGGGUCAUUCACUUCGUGCACCAGUUGGACGUUGGCAGAAGGGUCGGGAUCUUACUUGGUAUACAAAAAAUAAAAAAGAAGCUCCUACACCUUCUUUAUCUGCCAGAGAUGAAGAAAUAAGGCUAAUAAAACAAGCGGAAAAAGAUGCACUUGCAGAAGCAUUAGGGUUUAAGGUUGAGAAAAAUACUGAAUCAAAUGAAAUAUCACAAGAUAUUGCGAAUGCAAUACAGCGUACAGAGAGAGAAUAUGAAGAUAGUGUGGUAGACGCUGCUAUUAAGGCGGCAGAUACCGUCCAAGGGAUUGGGUUUCAAACGUAUAUAUAGAGAAGUUUUAUAUUUCACGUGACAGUCACGUGACUGAUAGAAUAG
Molecule: messenger RNA, 471 nt
Organism: Pneumocystis carinii B80
Lineage: Eukaryota; Fungi; Ascomycota; Pneumocystomycetes; Pneumocystales; Pneumocystaceae
Exons: 2
Coding region: 1-426 (141 amino acids)
Source: RefSeq, a predicted model, not a curated record